Messenger RNA from Manacus vitellinus (golden-collared manakin), 978 nucleotides. It is a transcript of the gene CD180, whose product is annotated as CD180 molecule. The record is from RefSeq and is a predicted model, not a curated record. Gene Ontology annotation, molecular function: protein binding. Lineage: Eukaryota; Metazoa; Chordata; Aves; Passeriformes; Pipridae.
AUGUGCGUGGAGAUUACAGCAAAUAAAAGCCAUAGCCAUGAAGGUUUAGGACUGAGGAAGCUUUCUGAAAAAGUACCUGUCACAACAGAAAUACUCAACUUCAGCUUCAGUGUGCUGCCUUCCCUCCAGGAUUCAGCCUUCUCUGAGUUGAAGUUUCUUCUCUCCUUGUACUUAACAAGGUGUCAGAUCAACUGUUAUGAUGGCACCUUUCACAGCAACAGGCAGCUGAAGACAAUUGUGCUGACAGGAAACCUGCUCAUGUUUCUGUCUCAGUGUUUGCUGGCCCGCCUUCCCUGGAGAAGCUUAACACAGACAGGAAUAACCAGUAUGUCUUUCAUUCCAAUGACAAAUCUGGACGGUUUAGAUACCCUCAUCUUGGGCAGCAACCACAUCUCUUCACUGCAGCUUCUUCCCAGCUUUCCCACUCAAAACCUCAAAUACCUUGACUUUCAAACAAACAACACAGGAGCAAUCACAGCAGAAGAUGUGCAUGUUCUGCAGAAUAUCAGCAAUAUAACUCUCAUCUUUAAAGGCAAUGACAUUACAUACAUUGAACCUGGAGCCUUCCAGUCCCAUUUGAACUUCAGGGGCUGUGCUGACAUCUCUGGGGUCCUGGCAGGGAUAUAGAAUUCCACAGCCGAGACCCUUUGGCUGGGAACAUUUUGUGGUGUGGAAAAGAGCCCAGAUGUUUUACAAGGCCUCUGUAAUAUUUCUGUCAAGGAUCUCUAUCAGCUUAGGCAUUUCGGAAAUCUAAGUGCUGGCACAUUUCAGUGCUUAACCAAGCUCCGAAAACUGGGCCUAACUCAUAGUCAUGUAAGACAUAUUCCUGCAGGACUGUCAGAAACAGCCUUCUUGUCUGUAGCUGGAAAAAGAGCAGUCAAGAUCCCUUCCCAAACACUCUACACCAUACCUCCCUCAUCUGACAAAACUGAUGGAAAUUCUUCUCUCCCAGCAGAAGAUGACAUUCUUCUCCACUGA